AUGGAAGUGGAGAAGAUGGAUGAGAAUGAAUGGAAGUACCACGGGGAAGGCAACCAGAGCCUCGUCGUCUCCCACUGCCAGCGCUGUGUGGUGCUGCGGUUUUUGAAGUCCCCCCCCAACCAGAAUAAGACUUCAGAGGAAAUACUGCACCAUCUGCAAAACAUCGUAGACUUUGGAAAACAUGUCAUGAAGCAGUUCUUUGGGGAGAACUAUGUUCAUCAUGGGGAGAUUAUUCAACUGCCUUUAGACUUCGUAAGACAGCUCUGUUUAAAAAUUCAGCCAGAGAGGCCAGAGUCUCGCUGUGAUAAAGAUAUGGACACUCUUAGUGGUUACGCAAUGUGCCUUCCUAAUCUUACCAGGCUGCAGACCUAUCGUUUUGUGGAACACCGGCCAAUCCUCUGCAUAGAGAUUAAGCCAAAAUGUGGCUUCAUUCCUUUUUCCAGCCAUGUUUCACAGGAGAUAAAGCACAAGGUGUGUCGUUACUGUAUGCAUCAGCAUCUAAAGGUAGCGAACGGAAAAUGGAAGCGACCAAGUAAAUAUUGCCCAUUGGAUCUCUUCUCAGGAAAUAAACAGAGAAUGCACUUUGCUUUGAAGAGCUUAUUACAGGAGGCACAAAACAACUUGAAAAUAUUUAAGAACGGGGAACUAAUUUAUGGCUGUAAAGAUGACCAGGACUGUGUCUCUGACUGGAACGAACUUGCUCGUCACUUAAAACCUUUCUUUUUCCCUUCCAAUGGGUUGGUCAGUGGACCACACUGUACAAGGACAAUUGUUAAAGAACUAAUCCAUGUUAUAACUAUGACGCUACUGAGUAGUACUGAUGCCUGCAGGGCAGGUGAUAUGAAGACAGUUCCCAUUUCACAAGGACGAAGCUACUGUGAAGCGAGUGCUUUUAAUAAGGAGCUAGUAAGAAAUGGUAAACAUAAAUUGGAAAGCUCUGGCUUACCGAGGGGUUGUCUCCUUUAUAAAACCCUUCAGGCUCAGAUGCUUGACAUGCUGGAUAUUGAAGGACUCUAUCCUUUGUACAGUAGAGUUGAACAGUAUUUAGAAGAGUUUCCUGAAGAGAGAAGUACGUUACAGAUAGAUGGACCUUACAAUGAAGCAUUUUAUGAGAAGCUGCUAGAUCUUUCAACUGAAGAUGAUGGGACAGUGGCAUUUGCGUUAACAAAGGUGCAGCAGUACAGAAUAGCAAUGACUGCUAAAGACUGCUCCAUCAUGAUUGCCCUUUCACCCUGUCUACAAGAUGAAUGCUCUGAGCAGAGACCUGUGGUACGAACGUCCAAAUCGAGAUUCACCUUUUCUGUUUCUGUUCUGGACCUGGAUCUAAAACCCUAUGAAAGCAUUCCUCAUCAGUACAAACUUGACGGCAAGAUAGUAAACUACUAUUUGAAGAAUGUACAGGCCAAAGACGACCCAGUUAUGUCCAGUCUCUUCAAGGAGAAUGAAGACUGCACAUUAGUUCUCCAUAAAGUGUAACCGUUUCCUUAAGG
Molecule: messenger RNA, 1490 nt
Organism: Gavia stellata (red-throated loon)
Lineage: Eukaryota; Metazoa; Chordata; Aves; Gaviiformes; Gaviidae
Gene: IPPK
Product: inositol-pentakisphosphate 2-kinase
Exons: 13
Coding region: 1-1476 (491 amino acids)
Biological process (GO): inositol phosphate biosynthetic process
Cellular component (GO): nucleus
Molecular function (GO): inositol-1,3,4,5,6-pentakisphosphate 2-kinase activity; ATP binding
Source: RefSeq, a predicted model, not a curated record